GCUGAUGGUGUGCAUACAGAAGUAAAUAAAUCUGAAGUUGACUGGAUUAUGUGUUCAUGUACAUGAUGUUAUUGGAGAAAUCAGCAUGAUCAUCAUGCCACGUGUACAUGAUCAAAUUUAUGAAGCCACCAGGAUGAUGUGAAUGCAUAAAGGAAAUACUGAGCUAGUGAUAUUACCCAGAUUAUGUGCACAUACAAGACCCAGCACAUGGCAAAGUUAUUUUUCUUUCUGACAACUUCACUCUGUUUGGGUGGAAAGGGUGUUUGCUAAUUGUUUGUUAGGUCUUUUGAUUCCCCUGAAUUGUUAACAGAUGGUUUAUUUAUUUUUCAUGCAGUGCUAUGCAUAGAAUUCCUAUUUUAAAUGAGAGAUUUAAUGUGAACAUUAUCAUGAUUGUUUUCCAUUGUCUAGCAUUGUUUAGCAUCUUUAAAUACGUUUAUUACAUACGUUUAUGAUUUUAAAGUGUAAAAUAUUUUUUUAUUCAAAGACCAAAAAUGUAUGCAAGAAAACAAAGUGGUUGUUGAGAGAAUAAACAUCUUUAAUACAAUGUAAUGUCAUUGAUUGGCUGUGUGUGGAGCGUCAUCUCGUGUCACGUCGUGUUCUUUCGGUAAUUUCCGUUUUGCCUCCUUUCUUCCUGUCAUGUUCCACCAUCGUUUUGGAAUCGGAAGCCAUUUCCAAUUGUAUAUUUAAUCUGGAAACACCUGUUGUGAAUUUAUUAGACUGAAUAUUUGCAGCUGUCUUGGAAAAAAAUAACCACUAGUUUGGGUUUGUAAGCAACCUGCUUAGCCCACACUCCCGCAUUUACUCUCGGAUACAUUCGGCUGAAAUCGGCGACAGUGAAAUGGACGAGUCCCACUCGGCAGCGAAACAACUUGGGCUGGAUGAGGCGUCCGAAGGCACGACGGUCGAGCCGGUGGAGGAGGGGGAGGACUCGGAUACUGAAUCGGAGGCCGAAUGCACGACGAUGACUGUAAUGGGAGAAGCUAACAUCGACAUCGGAGCCGAGUCCUUGCCGAAUUCAGACGAUGCACAUUCCACGUUUGCAGAUGUGACCACAGUCACGGUUGGAGAUGUCCAGUCAACAGACGACAAUGUCUUCACAACAUCUGUGGCUACCUCUGCAACCAUACCAGAGCAUGUUCUGACAGGUAGAACCACGCUGCAGAUCGGCGAUAGCCUGAACACCCAGAAGGCCACGCUGAUCGUGGUGCACACUGAUGGCAGCAUCGUGGACGCCAGCGGCCUCAAGGCCUCCUCAUCCCCCAUUACAGCAGGCCCUCCAACCCCCUCCACCCCCAUGAGCCCGGGCCACGACAAAGAUGGCUCCAAGUACAACUGGGACCCGUCUGUGUACGACAACGAGCUGCCUGUGCGCUGCAGGAACACCAGCGGCGUCCUCUACAAGAACAGGCUCGGCUCAGGGGGCAAAGGGCGCUGCGUCAAGCACAGCAGCACGUGGUACACGCCUACUGAGUUUGAGGCCAUGGCGGGCCGGGCCAGCAGCAAGGACUGGAAGAGGAGCAUCCGCUACGCUGGCCGACCCCUGCAGUGCCUGAUACAGGAGCGGAUUCUGAACCCUCACGCGGCCUCCUGCACCUGUGCGGCCUGCUGUGAUGACUUGGCACUGUGCCCCAAGGACGGCUCCUCAUCGUUCAGCAGUGAGAAUAUAAAUAUGACAGGGCCGGUGCGGCUGUUUGUGCCCUACAAGAGGCGCAAGAAGGAGCCAGAAAGACCUGCCUCACCUGAGAAGAAGGAUAGCCCCUCCCCCAAGAACAUCACGCUCACACCUGGAACCACCUUCACGGUGACCCCGUCUGGUCAGAUCACAACCUCGGGGACGUUGACGUUUGACCGCUCGGCUGCAGGUGAGGCCACGGCCAUCAUCUCUGAAGGCCCAGGCCAGGGAGAUGUCUUCGCCAGCACAGCAGUGUUGACCGCGCUGCCAGCCCUGGCCCUAGCCCCACCUCCAUCGGUGGUGCAGCCCAAAGCAUCCCCUCCUGUCCUGGGUAACCUUAGCAACGGUCUGGAGGCGGAGCAACGCACCUGGCAGCACCUGGAGGAGGCGGCCAACACACUGCUGAGCUCCGCCCAGCACUUGAAGGCUCUGAUCGAGCAGGCUAAGCAGACCAGUCUGGCCCAUGCUAGUGCCGCAGCCUCUGACACGGUUACGGUCACCGCAGCAACCACUUCCCCUGCCACCUGCCCUGACGCCUACCUCAGCCCCGACAAGAGCCUUACGCUCAGGAAGGACCCGUUCCAGACACAGAUUCCCUUCCAGAACCCUGAGGACCCUGAAGGCAAGACUACUGAGAUUCUCAUUAAGCAAAUGUGUGUGAACUGCGGAAGGGAAGCCGUGAGUGAGUGCACUGGCUGCCAUAAAGUCAACUACUGCUCCACGUUCUGCCAGAGAAAGGACUGGAGAGACCACCAGCACACUUGUUGCCAAGGCAACAGCAGUGUUCCACAGGAGGGCGUGCAGCUCCAGGGCGUGGAGGUGGAGAAGGUUAAGAUAUAGCCCACGCCUGACCCCUGACCCUGUGAGCUUCAUGACCUCCAGACCACUGUGCUGAGGGGCAGUGGAGAUGGGGAAGGGCCUCAUCUAGACGCUGUGCAGGCAGGGGCUUGUGCGUAAUGGGUGACGCCAACACAGUUUUGGGAGUUGAGAAGCAGUGCCGAUGCCUGACCCCCAAGGCUGGGGUUUGUACUGUAGGGAAUGGCUGACUGUGAAUGUGGAUGUGCAAUCGGGAUGGAUUAGCCCUAGAGGGGAAUAUAUGGACUGGACUUGAAUUCAUGAGUUGACCAGAGGUGACUACAGACUUCGAGAGAACAUAUAUGAAAUGCAGACUCCUACAGAAGAAAUGGACUAUAAAGAACCGGUAGAGCAUAGACUUCUGGAGAACAGAUGGAAUAGAGUCUCAUAGAAAGCCGGUGACAUUUAAGACUCCUAGAGAAAUGCAAACUGAUAGCAAACCGCUGUGGAAGGAUGUUGUCAUGUGUGACCAGGACUCUAAAUUAACACCCGCAAACCACCCAAAUGCUGGUGAAAAUUCGAUUUGGCUGGUAGAAAAUAAAGCUUACUAGCCACUUUGACCCAUUAGUGAGUGUGUGCUUCGCUAGUAAGAUUAACAUCUAGUGCUAGCCAUUUUGGCUGGUGAUGGAAAAAGGUUAAUUUAGAGCCCUGUGUAUGACCGCUUGUGAUUAAGACGAAUAAAAUGAUUGAAGAAGGUGUGCUGCUGGCACAGCUGAAGUA
Messenger RNA from Engraulis encrasicolus (European anchovy), 3247 nucleotides. It is a transcript of the gene deaf1, whose product is annotated as DEAF1 transcription factor. Bases 839 to 2512 code for a protein of 557 amino acids. Gene Ontology annotation, molecular function: DNA-binding transcription factor activity, RNA polymerase II-specific; DNA binding. Lineage: Eukaryota; Metazoa; Chordata; Actinopteri; Clupeiformes; Engraulidae. The record is from RefSeq and is a predicted model, not a curated record. The transcript is spliced from 14 exons. Gene Ontology annotation, cellular component: nucleus. Gene Ontology annotation, biological process: regulation of transcription by RNA polymerase II.